AUGCAACUGAUCCAGACUCUGCUGCCUAUCGCCGGCCUGCUCGCCAUGGCCAGUGCAUGGGGUGAGACAGGCACUUACUGGACUACUGUCGUCACGACUGCAUACACUACAUAUUGUCCGUCUCCUACAACCUUUGCACUUUCUAAUGUGACGUACACUGCCACUGAGGAGACGACCCUGACCAUUACCAAUUGUCCUUGCACCAUCUCUGUCUCGCAGCCGGCUCCCGUAACUACCACCGAGUAUUGUGACGAGGACCCCAUCGACUACUAUACUGGCACGGGCGGAAGUGGAUCGACCCUCCCGAGCACGGGUACUAAGGCGUUCCCGACUCACGGUAACUCCAGCACCGUCAUUACCUACACACCUCCGGCCACAACCUAUAUCUCCGGUACCACACCCAUUACCCCCAAUCACUCGCCCACUUUCUUUGGCACUGGGUCGUACUCGAGCCGCUCUCCAACCAAGACCCCGAUCGGACCCAGCACCUCGCACCCAGUCACCGUUCCCACUGCUGCUGCCGCCAGGGUUGGACCGGUUGGUUUUGUUCUGGCUGCUGGCAUCGCUGCGAUGGCUCUGUAG
This is a messenger RNA of Pestalotiopsis fici W106-1, 582 nucleotides long. RefSeq lists its product as uncharacterized. Lineage: Eukaryota; Fungi; Ascomycota; Sordariomycetes; Amphisphaeriales; Sporocadaceae. Gene Ontology annotation, molecular function: structural constituent of cell wall. The coding region runs from base 1 to 582 and encodes 193 amino acids. Gene Ontology annotation, biological process: fungal-type cell wall organization. The transcript is spliced from 3 exons. Gene Ontology annotation, cellular component: fungal-type cell wall. The record is from RefSeq and is a predicted model, not a curated record.